GCAGUAGAACUUGGCUUCUCCAAUAAAUCCUGACUCCAAGUCUCAGGGGAACAAAGCAACAGGGUGGCACCCAAGUCUGGCCCUGGCCCUGGUCCUGGUCCUGAGAGGAGUAUGUACAAAAGGCUGUAACAGAUCUCAUCACCUGCUAAUGGGCAAAGCCCUUCAAGUCUUGAAGCGCACAUUGAGCACCAGAGGCCCCGUGACCCUGGACAGGCCAGGGGAGGGGGCCACCAUGCUAUGGACAUUGACUCUCUUGCUUUUUUGCAUUCGGCUUAGUCUGGGUAUGACAUCAAUAGUGAUGCAAUCUCAACCGGAGCUGUGGAUAGAGACCAACUACCCCCAGGCACCUUGGGAGAACGUCACACUUUGGUGCAAAAGCCCUUCUCAGAUUUCAAGCAAGUUUCUGCUACUGAAGGAUAAGACACAGAUGACCUGUAUCCAACCCUCCUAUAAGACCUUCCAAGUUUCAUUCUCCAUAGGUGCCCUUACUAAGUCCAAUACAGGUCUUUACAGGUGCUGCUACUGGAAGGAAACAGGCUGGUCAGAGCCCAGUAAAGUUUUAGAGUUGGAGGCACCAGGCCAGCUGCCCAAGCCCAUCUUCUGGAUCCAGUCUGAGAACUCUCCUCUUCCUGGAUGUAAUGUUAACAUACUCUGCCAUGGCUGGCUACAGGAUUUGGUAUUUAUGCUGUUCAAAGAGGGAUAUGCAGAGCCCGUGGAUUACCAAGUCCCAACUGGGACAGUGGCUAUCUUCUCCAUUUCCAACAUGACACCUGAGAGUGAAGGGGUUUAUAUCUGCCGCACUCAUAUUCUGAUACUCCCCACCUUGUGGUCAGAGCCCAGCAACCCCCUGAAGCUGAUUGUAGCAGGUGGGUGUGGCUAUGGCUGUUGGGGUCUGAUGAUUGUUGUCCCUGGGAUCAUGGCUGGAUGAGACAGGGUUUCUGAUUUUACUUUCCUUGGCCAGUUCCUAGGCUCUGCAAGGCCCAGGAGCUAGUCAUUUAUCAUUUUACUGAGAUGAAAAUUAGAAUCACGUAUGCUAUGUGGCAGAUGUUUGGGAGCCAGUCAAAAGGCUAGUGAGUGAGCCCAGCAAAAUAUCCAGCAGUUUCAGAUCAUCACGGCUUUGUUGUUUUCUAUUUGUUGAAUAUAAUGCAUGCAUUCCUUCAUUAGACUAUAUUUAUUCAGCACUUAAUAUGUGCCAGGCACUGCCACUGCAGUCUUAUAAACUGAUAUUUAAAUUUUUAAAUGUAUUUUUAUUCUGAUUAUGAUAUUUUAGUGUGGAAAAUAGAAUGAAUUGCUAAGUGAUAAACAAAAAAUGACGAAGAAAGUGAUAGUUUAUAUUUUAGAAAUGGCUUUAUAAAUUGCUUUAGUCUUGUAUAUACAGAUCCAGUAAGGUAGUGACAAGCUUUAAACACAGCAGAAGGCUCCUCAAAAUGUCAAAAAGUCAGACACACACCCCAGCCUUAGCUCCCCUAUGCCAUGGCUUGGAUGCUUCUAGAUAGAAUUGGCUGCAUUUGUUUUAGUUUCUCCGUAAAGCUAAAUAUGCUUGGGGAAAGCUGUGGUGUUACAGAAAGGACCCUGGUCUUAGCAGCAGUACUCCUGGUUUCUAGUUUCACCUCUGACACUACCUCCCUGUGUGAUCUUGAACAAGUGACUUUACCUCUCUGUGCUUUGGUUUCCUCCACUUUAAUAUGGGAUAACAGUUAUCUCUCCAACCUACCGUAC
Rhinolophus ferrumequinum (greater horseshoe bat) is the source of this 1719-nucleotide messenger RNA. RefSeq names its product immunoglobulin superfamily member 1-like. The record is from RefSeq and is a predicted model, not a curated record. Bases 149 to 928 code for a protein of 259 amino acids. Lineage: Eukaryota; Metazoa; Chordata; Mammalia; Chiroptera; Rhinolophidae. The transcript is spliced from 5 exons.